AUGGAAGUACCAGCCAGCGCCCCGCAACUAGGCCAUGAAGUUCCAGAUUCCAAGCCUCCAAAGGCCGGAGAGGAUUCUACCGCCGCCACCGCCACCGCCACCGCCACCGCCACUUCGGCUAACCAGGAUGGAAGGAAGAGGAAGCUCGACCAUGACGGGUUCCGUAUGUCCAAGUAUUUCAAGAUUUGUUCUAUUGUCAAAGAGCUGCGGCCCUUCUUUGUUGAGGUUUCACGGACCCCUAACUUCAGAGACGGCAAAGUUUCCCAUGAAAUUCAAAUACGAAUGAAGUCCUUGAUAGAAUUAACAAAACAAUUGAGGACUGAAACAUCUAUCGCAGAGUGCUGUGAAACUCCUGUGAAAGAACCUUUAUCUGCAGUUGUUAAGGAGGAGAACAUCGAAAAACAUCCUGAGGGACAUAAGCAAGCGCCGCCACCGCCACUACCAGGUGAGGACCGAGCUGCAUCAGUCAAUGCCAUUGAAAAUGGCAUUAGAGAGAAAAACGAAGGACUGGAAGAAUUGCAGAACAUCAACGAAAGAGAGUUCACAGAGCCUUUCUUGGUCGGUGCUUCGCCAAUUGGUUGGAAUUUUCUGGUUUACCCUGGUAAGAAACCAGUCUUCUAUGGCAUCUCAAAGGAAACUACAUUAGCCCAGCGCGCUAAGACUGAGUAAUUUGUUUCUACCCUUCUUCUCCCUUGCCUUUGAAUGAAAUUUUAAUGUGCUUUAGAAUGAUUGAGUAAAUUAUGUUAUCUAGAACCAGUUUUAGAACCAUAAUUUGAGAGGACAAAGUGCUUAAACAUUGCUUAAUGUGUAUCAUAUUGUAAUCUGUAUGAUAAUUUGCUCCAUUUGCAGACUAUGCCAUGCCAAAGCUAUUUGUUUCUGUUAGUUGAUAUAUCUAAAAUUGCUCGGCUAUUCUUCUUUG
This is a messenger RNA of Dendrobium catenatum, 919 nucleotides long. RefSeq lists its product as uncharacterized. The record is from RefSeq and is a predicted model, not a curated record. Bases 1 to 669 code for a protein of 222 amino acids. The transcript has 4 exons. NCBI's taxonomy places the organism in Eukaryota, Viridiplantae, Streptophyta, Magnoliopsida, Asparagales, Orchidaceae.